UCACCGCAAAAGUUUGACAGUUGUUUCGGUGAAGUGGAAACUGGAUAAGUUUGAGCCGCAUAUAUUUACUUACGAUACCAGUGAGCUGUUGAUAACGAAACACGAUGACGUGUGCUUUGCCGUAAGUGAAAGUAACUUAUUAGUGGUAGGAGCAAUACGCGUAGGCCUUCAAUAUCUGUUGUGUAUUGUAGCGCCUGCAGUCUGUCGCGAGCCGUUGUUUCGUUCACUUGGGUUCAUUAAUAUCUGCUACGUUUACGAUGUGUGGAAUUUUUGCUUAUAUCAAUCACCUGACGCCUAAAACUCGGCGUGAAAUAUUGGAAUUAUUAGUAACUGGAUUAAAACGCCUGGAAUAUCGUGGCUAUGAUUCUGCAGGCGUUGCUGUCGAUGCAGCUGAUCAAAAAGACAUAGCUGUUAUCAAACGAAGCGGCAAAGUUGCCGCUCUCGAAGAAUUGUUGCAAGAACACAUUGUUGACCUCUCAGUGGAAGACAGUGUAGAUUCUCACUGUGGAAUUGCUCAUACAAGAUGGGCCACUCAUGGAGAACCAAGUGCUACGAACUCUCACCCGCAGCGGUCUGGAGAAGACAACGCUUUUGUUGUUAUCCACAAUGGAAUUGUCACCAACUACAAAGAAGUGAAGGUCUUCCUUGAAAAUAAGGGUUAUGUCUUUGAAUCCCAGACUGACACUGAAGCAAUUGCCAAGCUUAUUCACCAUCUCUACUGCCAGCAUAAAGGAUACAGCUUCCAAGAGCUGGUAGAACAGGUAAUUCAACAACUUGAGGGUGCUUUUGCUUUGUGCUUUAAAUCUCGUUAUUUCCCUAAUGAGUGUGUAGCAACCCGCCGUGGAAGUCCCCUGCUUGUGGGCAUCAAAACAAGACGUCGCCUUUCUAGUGAUCAUGUACCUAUAAUGUAUACAAACAACAAAGCUACCCGUGGUGUUGUCCCAUCAGUUCCCCGAGUUAACAGCCAUGCUCAUUUCCAACCUGAGGAAGAGAGAGAAGUAGAAUAUUUCUUUGCCUCUGAUGCUUCUGCAGUUAUUGAACACACCAAUAGAGUUUUAUACUUUGAAGAUGAUGAUGUUGCUCAUAUUAAGGAUGGUGUUCUCAGCAUCCACCGUCUGUCUGGCAGUAGCACAGACCCACACCAGAGGGAGAUUUUUACUCUCAAAUUAGAACUUCAACAAAUAAUGAAAGGCAACUAUGAAUAUUUCAUGCAAAAAGAAAUUUUUGAGCAGCCUGAGUCCAUUGUAAAUACAAUGAGAGGCCGUCUUAACUUUGCUGAUAGCUCUGUAACAUUGGGAGGUAUUAAAGAUUACAUCCCGGAAAUCAAACGCUGCAGAAGGUUGAUGUUAAUAGGAUGUGGUACUAGCUACCACAGUGCUGUAGCUACACGACAGCUGCUGGAAGAAUUAACUGAACUACCUGUUAUGGUUGAGCUGGCUUCUGAUUUCUUGGACAGAAACACACCUGUUUUCCGUGAUGAUGUUUGCUUCUUUAUAUCCCAGUCUGGAGAAACAGCUGAUACCUUGAUGGCCCUUCGUUACUGCAAGCGGCAUGGUGCCCUUAUUGUUGGUAUCACCAACACUGUAGGAAGUUCCAUAUGUCGUGAGUCACACUGUGGUGUCCACAUUAACGCCGGCCCUGAAAUUGGUGUUGCCUCUACUAAGGCUUACACAUCACAGUUUGUGUCCUUGGUUAUGUUUGCACUUGUAAUAAGCGAGGAUCGUAUCUCUCUACAAAAAAGGCGUGCUGAUAUAAUUGAGGGACUUCAUCAAUUGGACACAAAAAUUCGUCAAGUGCUGGCUCUAGAUAAACAAGUAAAGGCUUUAGCUGAAGACCUCUACCGUCAACGAUCUUUACUUAUCAUGGGACGUGGGUACAACUUUGCUACUUGCCUUGAAGGGGCACUUAAAGUUAAAGAAUUAACUUACAUGCACAGCGAAGGCAUUAUGGCGGGCGAACUAAAACACGGCCCUCUGGCUCUUAUCGAUGACUCAAUGCCCGUCGUGAUGAUUGUGAUGCGCGACCCUGUAUACACAAAGUGCAUGAAUGCUCUGCAGCAAGUGACGGCACGCCAAGGUCGUCCGAUUCUCAUCUGUGAAGAAGGUGACAAAGAAACAAUGGACUUCGCGUCUCGCUGCCUCCAAAUACCCAAGACCGUUGAUUGUCUACAGGGAGUUCUCACAGUCAUACCCAUGCAGCUUCUUGCCUACCAUAUCGCCGUGUUGCGUGAAUGCAACGUCGACUGCCCACGCAAUCUCGCUAAAUCGGUUACUGUGGAAUAGGUAACUCAACACGAAUGUAAGCGUUUCCGCACACAUAGGUGUAACACUUUUAGCGAUAUAAUGACGAUGAUUAACUGAUGUUAAUUGUUGAAAGAUAUCGUUACUCAGUAAUGGACCAAUAUAUUGAGGGUUGUUGUGAAAGUAAGUCGUCGUAUGUUGGUAAUGCUUGCUGAUGUUACUAUUACACGAAUAUUAUAGCUAAGUAUAUAUAUUUUGUGCAGUGUGCGCACAACCGACAAUGUUAAAAAGGUAGCUCGACACACUCAUGGUGCGUUUUGUUUGAUUCCUGUUAAUUUAUACAUUCCGGAAAAAAAAAUUAUUGUAUUUCACUAGUUUCAUUGACAUUCCGUUACUCUGUCAAUAUUCUGUUUUUGGAGUGGCAAUUUAGUGGCUUUUAUGAGUUUACAAGAGUAUAGUCGUAUCAAGGCCAUACCUCUCGCUUACAUACCGACUAAAGAUUAUGUAGAUAUUUUCAAGUUGAUGCAAGCCACAUAUUAUCUUGCAACAGUAUCAGGUUUGUGACAGAAAAAAACAAUCAACACUUACUAUGAGUAAGUUUGUCAAUAAAAUUUAACGUUCUUUUACAUCCUUAGCCAGGCACGUGACCUUGCAAUAGGUAAUCCCCUCGUAACCAGUGCGUACAGCUUCAUUUAACACACUCAACACGCGCAAAAUGAUGAAUGGGAAUCUAUUGGCAGCUAUUCUGGGCUUGUAUCAAUUAAAGAAUAUGAGUAAUAACUACAUAAUAUAAAAAUUAUGUCCAAUCUAGCCAUUAAAAUGUCACUACGAAAAUGAUUACAAAGUAAUGCAAGCAGUUACAUGCGCCGAAUAUUCUUGGCUAAGCAAUGCUUUUUAGAUUCUAAGUUUAAUGUGAUUUUCGAAGAGGUUUUUAUUGCAUCCUUGCCAGCUGACUUCUGGUAAUCGUAAUCAAUAUUAUAAAACCUAUCUUUGUUGUUUUAUUAAUUCACACUAUUUGUAUUGUUUGGAAUUACGUUUCCUUCAAAAAAAACAAUUUGUUGUGUAAGUCCAGUGACAUAGGUAUGUACGUAAAUGCAAUAUUAUUCUCAAGAGACUAUGAAAUCACAAUAAAUGUGCAAUCUACGUUAGAGUUAUAUAAUUUGAGAAAUGAAUAUUCAUUGCAGAAUAAAGUUAGUGAAAUGAAAAUAAUUUUAUAUGACAGGACCAGUUCCAAGAUAAGCGUGUUAUCUGUAUUCCAGCAAAUUCAUUUUCAAUGUUUUAAAAAUGUGUAUGUAUAUAUAAAUUAUAUAUGUUUUUGAAGAUGUUAAAAGUCGAUAAGUUUUAUAAAUUAUCAAUAUCAGAUUGUCUAAAUGGCUUUUGAUAUCAGAUUGUUAUUUUUUUCUUUAUAUUUUAUGAUGUUUUUAACAAAACUUAUUUAUAUUCUAGAGCAGCGACUCUCGACCUAUGUCUGAAGGAACUUUCAAGGGUGUUGUUAUUUUUUAUACAUGACAAAAAUUGUUAUCAUUAAAUGAAAUGUUGUAAGCCUUCAUAUAACGGAAGAGUUCCGCUGCUCUUAAGCAUCACAUUUGAGAUUUUUUGUAUGUACAUGAUGUACUAAAUUGUAAGAUUUGUAUAUAGAUAGUGUUGGUAUUAUUAAGUCUUAGAGCUCCUUCACGAACAUCUGACGCCUAUGCUAGAUAAACGCAAGUGUGAAGGGGCCCUUCGAGUUAAAAAAGUAAAGCGAAAGGAUUACUUUAAUCUAAUUGAUGUAAUUACCGAAAAAAUCAUGUAAUACUGCGUUAGCUCCUUAAAUAUGAUUUUGUGCUGAAUUUAGGGUCCCAUCAGUUAAUUGCAAAAUGUCUACAGUUCAUUGACACGAUUAGGUUAUAUUACUUAUAUUUUACGAAGGUUAUAAGAACUCUAUCAAUUGUAAGGUGAAUUUAUUACGAAUCUGUUUGUUGAUUAGGUUUCAAAACAAGGAAAUGAAUGAUAAGUGUACACUUAUUGAAUUUGAUAACAAGUGAGUUCUUUGAAGUACACAGAAACCGUAUUAAAGUAAGGCAAUCUAUGUAAAGAUAAUUAAGAUUCUUAUAAUUUUAUUUCUCCUCAUAGUAAUCUUGUUUUGUAUCAUAAAAUCCUUUAUUUUUACUGCUUACUCUGAAAGUGGGUACUAUAGUGCGACUAUUAAAAUAAAUAAAUAAUAUUUCGGAUACCAACUGCUAUAAAUUGACUAUGUGAUUAUCGUUUAAUAGUUUGCUUUCCUUGUUUUAUAUUAAUAUAUUCUAAAUUAAGCGCUAGUCAGAAUAGCAUAGAUAUUUUUGAUAUUAAAUAUCUUUUAAAUUAAUCAACUGAUUUAUUUAUUUACCAAAUCUUUUUGGCAUUUUAUAACAGAUAUUAACUGUUUAGGAUUCAUUGUUAUCUGUUAAACUGGACUAUUGAUAAGGGAAUACUCAUAUUAGCUGAAUUCAAAACUGUGAUUAUGUGAAUUGUACUAGAAUUGCAAAGGUUUUUUUCUGGGCCAAGCUUUCUGGCACGCUAGUACCUACUUCAAAGUGAAAACCAAGUAGAGAUUUUUUGUUGACAUUGUUACCAUCCGAAAUGUCAUUUAUAUUAUACUUUCGGUGGUGACAUGGCUCGUAAGACAGGCUUGUAAUCAACUAUUAUACAAUCAGUCGUUGACCAACUACGAACUUCUAAAAUUUGUAUAGACAAAAAAUGAAACAGCUUGCUUUAGUAUCAUAACUUUUCUGAUUAAAUAAAAUAAAGAUCUGAAGCUAUCUGUCUACGUAAGUUACGUAUUUAGCAUUUUGAUGUGAUAUUUUCUGUAACGCACAUUUAAUUUAAGGAUUGUAUAAAGAUAUUACUUGUACUUAAGUGUUUAAUUGCAAAAUUAGUAUUAAUUUGAAUACUACAUGUUUGUAAAUCUUGUAAUCAAAUAGCAAACAAUUUUGUCGUCGUCUCAUACUUUUUAUUCUAUCUUGUGAGUGUCCAGGAUCAACGAAAAGAGUUUAACUUCCAUAUUUUAUUUACUUAGUCUCGUUUAUUUUAAAAUAUAAGGUAAUUAUACGAA
Molecule: messenger RNA, 5310 nt
Organism: Trichoplusia ni (cabbage looper)
Lineage: Eukaryota; Metazoa; Arthropoda; Insecta; Lepidoptera; Noctuidae
Product: glutamine--fructose-6-phosphate aminotransferase [isomerizing] 1-like
Exons: 1
Coding region: 258-2282 (674 amino acids)
Biological process (GO): protein N-linked glycosylation; UDP-N-acetylglucosamine metabolic process; fructose 6-phosphate metabolic process
Molecular function (GO): carbohydrate derivative binding; L-glutamine:D-fructose-6-phosphate transaminase (isomerizing) activity
Source: RefSeq, a predicted model, not a curated record